Penicillium chermesinum is the source of this 3156-nucleotide messenger RNA. Its product is annotated as DUF1708 domain-containing protein. Bases 1 to 3156 code for a protein of 1051 amino acids. The transcript is spliced from 6 exons. Lineage: Eukaryota; Fungi; Ascomycota; Eurotiomycetes; Eurotiales; Aspergillaceae. The record is from RefSeq and is a predicted model, not a curated record.
AUGUCGUUCUUCUCUCGAGUCUUUCGGGGCAAAGACUCCAGCGCCGCCAAAAAGCAGGCCGCACCCGCCGUGACCAGCGAGCCUGGCCCCGCGAAGCCCAAGUGGACCGACGCCUGGCAGCGUACUGAGGUUGCUCCCGAGGAAGUGCAGGACCUCAUCCGGGGUUGUUCGCACGAAUUGAAGGCUCGAGCGCUCGACACUCCCUUCUUACUCCUUCCUUUCCGGCCUAGCUCCGAUCCGAGUGCUGCGCGUACUUUCAUUCGAAACUACUUUACCCAGUCAUUUGAACAAGGGGCUCCUGUGAGCGGCGAUGGGUUGACACAAGGAGUUGCGGCUCAACGAGCCUAUGGUAUGGAAAACAUCGAGAAUGGGUGUGUCUUGAAGUGGUGUUGGAGCCGAUUGCCCGGCGGUGUGGUCACUUGGGAAGCUUAUGAAUUGUUCAAGGUUGGAGAACAAGAUUCAGAUUUGGCGCGCGAUGCUUUCUCGACAUUUAUACCCAUCAGUGUCGACUCGGAUGCUCGCACCAAAAUUAUCUUUGACUUUUUCGAUCUUCUCGCCGCUAUUGCUGCCCAUGGAAAAUCUAACGGUCUCGGUGGGCGCAAACUGUCCCGUUACGCUGGAUGGUGGGCGUUCGAGCACAAUGACACGGGGAAUGGCUUUGAAGCUUCCUACAAAAACUGGGCUGCCGCGGCCGAUGCCACAAGCCAUCUUUUCUUUGCUUAUUUACGUUCACUUACUCCUGAUGUGUCGCGUGGGGUCAGUGGUAUUUCCAGUCUACCAAUCUCCCUCAAGUCUCUCGUCCAGGCCACCGAGUAUCCACCGGAAACCCCGACCCUCCUACAGGUCACAACUACUAAAGUUGUCAUGAUUGUUGAUACGGUCUCUCCUACCCCCUUUGCCCUGCUGCGCCGGGCCAAGAACUUUGAAUACCGCGACGACCACUGGCACCUCCAAGAAUUUGCCAACUACGAAGACCCGAUCAAGGCACUAACCGACGAGUGCGUGCGUGUGUUGAGGUGCAUAUCCUCAACGAAUGAAAAUAGUGUAUCAAGCUCGAAACAAUCGACCAGCUUAGGCGAUGCCUCUUGGUCUCGCUUCGAGGACAUUGGCUUUGGAGGAGCAAUUGAAUCAGAGCCAGAAGAGGAGAAGAUCCCAGUUACACCCAAGCCCGAGUCUAUCCUUAGCCACCCUCGGUCGCAGGGUGGAGAUUUGGGCCGGCCCACAACUCCAUCCUGGGCCGACUUUAUGUCGUCUGGUUUCUCCGAUGAGAAUAGCCUGAAAACCCCAGUUGUCGGACCACUUUUGCUCCCUCCUGACAAGGUCCUGCCUCCUAUUGCUGCUGCCCGAGGCCAGAGCUCUCAAUCCCACAAGCGAUCCUUAGAUGAUGAAUCUGCCCUCGAACCAGCUGAGCUUGCUAGUAUCAACACCCUGGACUUGGAUGAUUCUUUCUGGUGGGUCUGGAUCACCAGUCUGUCUGGUGACGAGCCCUCUGCUCGUAAGGCCGUCUUUGGCCGUUGCGCUCUGUUAGAGACUGUUAUACGAGAUACUAAAUGGCUGGUUCUUGAAGAGCAGGUCAAGGGGGCAGCUCCCGAGCCCGAAGCGGGUGCACAACUUGUUGAGAAGAAGCGCUUCUUCAGCUUUGGUAGCCGCAAGGGAGGAAGCAAGCUUGGCCGCAGCAAGUCUUCAGCCAAAAGGGUGAACAAUAUCGAGGAUUCUUACAAGCGUGCCAAUAACCAGGCCCCACAAAGCAAGACGAGCAUUGGCCCCGAUCAACAUAAACGCAUCCAAGCCGCUGCCGCCGCUCUGCAGAAGAAGCACCGGGAGCAAGAGGAUGAGGCUAAUGCCGCUGCAGCUGGCCCCCGUGACGCAAACUACAACUCCAAGACCAACUCCGUGAUGACUCUUCAACCAGGCAUCGUUAAUGAAGCCUCUUCUGCCAUGAAGUGGGCUAAGGCUUACGACAAGGAUGCUUUCCGUGCCGCGUACCUCAGUGAUAACCGCGCUGGAACUGGCGCACAAGGCGAAGAAAUUGCUGCGCAGAAACCUUCUACCCCUGCCGCUCCUCUUCCACCAAGCACUCACAAUAAGGCAACGCCUGCUCCUCAAAAGGAUGCCGCUGCGACAGCAACCCCUCUUCCACCAUCUCCCGAGCCCCCAAAGAAGGAUUUGAAAGAACCCCUUCCGGUGUCAAAAAUGGAGGACAAGAAGGAGGCGCAGAAGGAAGAGAAGAUAGAGCAAAAGGCCGAGGAGAAGGUCGAAGAGAAGCAAGCGCCCAAGGAGAAGGAGCUCAAAGCAGUUGAGCAAUCCGGCGAAGCUGAGCCCAAGCCUGCGGAAGAGUCAACCAAGAAGCCGCAGAAGAAGAUCCGCACUACAGGCGGCUUGAAGCACAUGUUCACCACGAGCAAGAAGAAGACCGAGGCGCCCCCUAUGAAGAGCACAGGCGCCAGUGAGGCAUCUGUCGCCGCGGCUCGCGCCGCUUUGGAAGCUAAGGCCAAGGCCGCCCAGGAGCCGGCCGCUCAGGAGCCAGCUUCCUCUCCCAAGAGUGCCUUGAAGAAGAAGCCUCUCCCUGAGACGCCCGCCACCCCAGAGGCUCCUGCUUCCGCGAAGCCUACGGAGCCUGCGGCUCCUAAAGAGCUCAAGCAGCCCGCUCAAGAGCAAACGCCAGCUCAGAUCGUGGGAAGCGGGAGUCCCCCUCAAACCAGACACGCUGUUGAGCAGGAUGCUCUCUCCCGCGUCGGCACCAAUGAACGUGAUGCUGCCGACCAGGAAUUUUCCAAAUUCGACCAGGGUCCCUUAGUCGAGCAGCCUGCGUUCGUCCCCGAAGAUGAAACCCCCGUGUCUUCUCUGCCGGCCGUUGAGGAUGAGGUCCCAAAGACCCCAACGAACGGUCAUGCAGAGAAGGCCGAGGCCACGCCCGAGUCCCAGCCCACGCCUGCCUCUGCGGACCGAUGGGCGCAGAUCCGCGAGAACGCCGCUAAGCGUACUGCUGCCGCUCAGGAGGAGCAGCCGAAGGAGGAGGAUGAGCCCCGGGUCAGCCAGUCAGACCGCACCGAGGAUGACGGCGACACCAGCGGCGAGGAGACCAUUGAGUCCCGUGUCGCCCGCAUCAAGGCCCGCGUUGCUGAACUCACCGGUAACAUGGAGGCUGCGCGGUAA